Ambispora leptoticha is the source of this 948-nucleotide messenger RNA. The record is from the annotation of a GenBank genome assembly. NCBI's taxonomy places the organism in Eukaryota, Fungi, Glomeromycota, Glomeromycetes, Archaeosporales, Ambisporaceae.
AUGUGGAUUCUAAUAGCGAAGAAAGCGGCAAUACAGUUUCAAUCAGAUGAAUAUCACACCGAAGCGCAAAUUAUUCAUAAAAAAUGGUUUGAUUGCGGAAACUUUAGGACUAAUUUUGCAUGUUGUCACUCUUGUGAAACUAUCUGGUUUAAGGAAAACUAUUCAAAUUGGACAACUGGCAAUUUGCAGCUUGAUUCAAUUAUACAAAAAAGCCAAGCCGAAGCAAAUAUAAGUGGCGAUUAUCUUGAAUACAUUCCUUUCGAACAAUUUGAACUGGUUGAAUUCUAUAAAGCUGGGACAUUUAGUGAAAUUUAUUCUGCUAUUUGGUUAGAAGGACUUAAGUGGGAUUGGAAUGAAGACAUUCAGGCUUGGUCGCGAGGUGGUCCAAUAAAAGUAGCGUUGAAAAAGCUUAAAAAUUCUCAAAACUUGAGCAAACAUUUCUUGGAAAAAUUACGGAAAUAUCUACAUUGUCUUCAAUCGGGUAGUAUGGCAGAUACAUUUGGCAUUACGAAAGAUCCAGAGGGGUCUUUUAUAUUUGUAAUGAGAUUUUGUGAGAAUGGUGAUUUUAAUCAAUACAUCAAAAAUAAGGACAUUAACUGGAAAGACAAAAUCGAUUUAUUAUGGGGAAUUAUUGAUGAAUCAAUUUCGACUAGUGGAAGAAUAGCUGAUAUAGGAAUUCAUGGACCAGUUGAUAUUCCAACUGAUAAAUCAUAUGGUGUUCUUUCUUAUAUCGCACCGGAAUUCAUGGACCACGAUUGGAUAACUGAUAUAUGUGAUAAUCCAGCACCGACUGAAAUUAGCGAGGAAUUUAAUGACGCUGAAGAAAGAAGAUGUGAGGCCUUUCAAAUACAGAAAAACAUAUCACAAGAAAUUCAUAAAGAUGCGUUUUACACAAGUCGAUUUUUUAACUUUCAACAACUAAAAGAAAAAUAUGGUGCCAAUACUUAA